Messenger RNA from Capsella rubella, 1641 nucleotides. RefSeq names its product protein DETOXIFICATION 23. Gene Ontology annotation, biological process: xenobiotic detoxification by transmembrane export across the plasma membrane. Gene Ontology annotation, molecular function: antiporter activity; xenobiotic transmembrane transporter activity. The transcript has 8 exons. The coding region runs from base 30 to 1514 and encodes 494 amino acids. Gene Ontology annotation, cellular component: membrane. Lineage: Eukaryota; Viridiplantae; Streptophyta; Magnoliopsida; Brassicales; Brassicaceae. The record is from RefSeq and is a predicted model, not a curated record.
CUCUCUCUCUCUUUACUCUCUCAAUAGCCAUGGCCAGAGGAGGAGGAGACGUGACGGAGACUCUACUGAAAAAGUCCAGAGAGAAAGGUGGAGAAGAGGAGGAUGAGUUGGGGAUGAUAGAGAAGGUUUGGAAGGAAUCUAAGAAGCUAUGGGUUGUGGCUGGACCAGCGAUCUUCACGAGAUUCUCUACGUCUGGACUAUCUUUGAUAACUCAAGCUUUCAUUGGCCACCUUGGCUCAACCGAGCUGGCUGCUUACUCCAUCACUCUCACCGUUCUCCUCCGUUUCAGUAAUGGUAUCUUGUUAGGAAUGGCUAGUGCACUAGAAACACUUUGUGGUCAAGCCUACGGAGCAAAACAAUAUCACAUGCUUGGGAUUUACCUCCAAAGAUCAUGGAUCGUCCUCAUAGGCUGUACCAUUUGCCUCAUGCCCAUCUACAUCUUUUCUGGUCCUAUCCUCUUGGCCUUAGGUCAAGAGGAAAGCCUUGUUCGUGUGGCUCGGAUCAUAGCUCUAUGGGUCAUAGGCAUCAACAUCUCCUUCGUGCCAUCCUUCACUUGCCAAAUGUUCCUUCAAGCUCAGAGCAAGAACAAGAUUAUAGCCUACGUGGCUGCUGUCUCACUAGGGGUCCAUGUCUUCUUGUCGUGGCUCCUAGUGGUUCAUUUUGAUUUUGGGAUCUCUGGUGCCAUGACCUCGUCUCUUGUAGCUCAUUGGUUGCCUAACAUUGCACAACUCUUGUUUGUCACGUGCGGUGGGUGCAAGGACACGUGGAGAGGAUUCUCUUGGUUGGCUUUCAAAGAUCUUUGGCCUGUUUUCAAACUAUCUGUGUCUUCCGGUGGCAUGAUUUGCUUGGAGCUAUGGUACAACUCGAUCUUGAUUCUGCUCACUGGAAACUUGAGAAAUGCUGAGGUUGCUCUUAACGCACUUGCAAUCUGCAUCAAUAUAAAUGCACUAGAGAUGAUGGUAGCCUUCGGCUUCAUGGCAGCAGCAAGUGUAAGAGUGUCAAAUGAGAUCGGGAGUGGAAACUCUAAAGGGGCCAAAUUUGCGACAAUUGUAGUGGUUUUGACAUCACUUUCAAUAGGAAUCAUCAUCUUCUUUGUCUUCUUGUUCUUAAGAGGAAAGGUUUCAUACAUUUUCACAACAAGUGAAGCUGUUGCCACACAAGUAGCCGAUCUUUCUCCACUCUUGGCCUUCUCCAUUCUCCUAAACAGUGUUCAACCUGUUCUCUCUGGAGUUGCUGUUGGAGCAGGAUGGCAAAAAUAUGUCACGUACGUUAACCUUGCUUGCUAUUACUUUGUUGGAAUCCCUUCUGGUGUUUUUCUUGGCUAUGUUGUUGGUUUGCAAGUUAAAGGUGUUUGGUUAGGCAUGAUAUUUGGAAUCUUCGUUCAAACUUGUGUGCUUACCAUAAUGACUAUGAGAAAAAACUGGGAUCAACAGGUGGCUUCAUCGUUGAAACGUUUGAACCGUUGGGUUGAACCAGAACGCAGAAGUCAAAACCAAACUUUACAAAAUGAAUAACUGUGAAGAAUGAACUUAAACAAACUUGACUUUGUUUGUAAUGGAAUUUUGUUAAUAUACAUUAUCUCUAUUUCCCUCACUUCUGUAUACAAACUUAUAAAGUGUAAAUGUGAGACACGUUAACGAA